UGAUCAUGAGUUGCUGACCACGAUCACUUCCCUCAUCAGUCUCUUGACACACAACACAACACAAACCCCACCACCUAUAAAAGCCGCGAGCUUUCAAAUCCCACUUUCUCGCUUUUCCCAAAAUCCCAAAAAUGACCCAACUCACCGAGGCCUACGCCUGCGUACCGUCAACGGAGCGAGGCCGUGGGAUUCUGAUGUCCGGCGACCCCAAAUCCGACAGGCUCCUCUAUACCAAUGGCAGAUCCGUAAUUAUCAUGAAUCUUCAGAAUCCUCUCGACGUCGCCGUUUACGCCGAGCACGCCUACCCCGCCACCGUCGCCAGGUUCUCGCCCAACGGCGAGUGGAUCGCGUCCGCCGAUGUCUCCGGCACUGUCAGGAUUUGGGGGACCCACAACGACUUCGUUCUGAAGAACGAGUUCAAGGUCCUCUCGGGUCGGAUCGACGACCUCCAGUGGUCCCCAGACGGAAUGAGGAUCGUUGCUUCUGGUGAAGGAAAAGGAAAAUCCUUAGUUCGCGCAUUCAUGUGGGAUUCGGGCUCGACUGUGGGGGAUUUUGAUGGGCACUCGAAGCGAGUUUUAAGCUGUGCGUUUAAGCCAACAAGACCCUUUCGCAUUGUCACUUGUGGAGAGGAUUUCUUGGUCAAUUUCUACGAAGGACCGCCCUUUAAAUUCAAGCUGUCUCACAGGGAUCAUUCAAACUUUGUGAAUUGUGUGAGGUUCUCUCCAGAUGGAAGUAAGUUUAUCACUGUAAGCUCAGAUAAAAGUGGUAUUAUUUAUGAUGCAAAGACCGCGGAGAAGAUUGGAGGGUUUUCCUCUGAAGAUGGCCACAAAGGCAGUAUUUAUGCUCUUAGUUGGAGUCCUGAUGGUAAACAGGUUCUGACUGUGUCUGCUGACAAAUCAGCAAAAGUAUGGGAGAUAUCUGAGGAUAAUAAUGGGAAGGUGAAAAGAACAUUGCCUCCUCCUGGAUCAGGUGGAGUGGAUGACAUGCUAGUUGGGUGUCUAUGGCAGAAUGAUCAUCUUGUUACUGUUUCACUUGGAGGCACCAUUAGUAUAUUCUCAGCAAGUGACCUUGAUAAAGCCCCGCUGUUGAUAUCUGGACACAUGAAGAAUAUUACGUCGUUGGCUGUUCUAAAUAGUGACCCAAAAGUUAUAUUGUCUAGCAGCUAUGAUGGUCUAAUUGUUAAAUGGAUUCAAGGCGUUGGAUAUGGUGGAAAAUUACGAAGGAAGGAAAAUUCUCAAAUAAAAUGUUUAGCAGCUGUUGAAGAAGAAAUCGUUUCAUGUGGAUUUGACAAUAAGGUUUGGAGAGUUCCUGUCCACAGUGAUCAAUGUGGAGAUGCAGAGCCUAUUGAUAUUGGCAGUCAGCCAAAGGACAUAAGCCUUGCCCUUCAAUCUCCUGAACUUGCUUUGGUUUCAACUGACACAGGAGUUGUCAUGCUCCGUGGCACAAAAGUAGUGUCAACUAUUAACCUUGGGUUUACUGUGACUGCAUGUACUAUUGCACCAGAUGGAAGUGAAGCCAUUGUUGGUGGGCAGGACGGUAAACUGCAUAUGUAUUCUAUAAUGGGUGAUACACUUAAAGAAGAGGCUGUCUUAGAGAAACAUCGGGGGUCUAUUUCUGUCAUACGCUACUCUCCAGAUGUUUCAAUGUUUGCAUCUGGAGAUUUGAACCGAGAAGCUGUCAUAUGGGAUCGUGUCUCCCGAGAGGUCAAGCUUAAGAACAUGUUGUACCAUACUGCCCGGAUAAACUGCCUUGCUUGGUCUCCUGAUAGCAGCAUGGUUGCAACUGGGUCUCUUGACACGUGUGUCAUCAUAUAUGAAGUUGACAAGCCUGCAUCAAGCCGUAUAACCAUUAAGAAUGCUCACUUGGGUGGGGUGUAUGGCUUAGCGUUCACGGAUGAGCACACUGUGGUAAGCUCUGGCGAGGAUGCAUUUGUUCGUGCUUGGAGGUUGACUCCGCAAUGAAGAGAUAUGGAGGCCUUCGCGGGCAUAUGAAGGCGACAAUAAGAAAGUUGGAGUUCUUGCUCGGUUUUAUGGGUUUAUACUUUUGUGAGCUUGCCAUCCAAUAGAAGGAUGAGAAGGCUAUUUUCCAUGAAUUGAAAAGUAUCAAGAAGGUAAACCAACCGUUUCUGUUGUCUGGUGUGUUACAAACGGCAACUCAUAAGCAAUUGUCUUAUUCCAUGACUCAUGACCUUGCAGCUUGGAGUAGGUGGUGAUUACGUGUGAUGUUUUUCUUAUAUGUCUAGUUUGGCCAUAUGAAUUUUGCAAAGGUUGAACCAGAUAUCUUUGCUUUGUAAACUUCCAGAGUUUUGAACCAUAGAAAUCAUGGCGUGGUAGCCGCAGGCACAACAAUCUUGAUCGUGGACAUGACUAUCAAUGCAGAACCAGAAGAUCAAACUGAAUUUCAGCUGUGUUUUUUUUAAUGAAACCUUUCUUUACUAGCUUUUUAUGUGAGGAAAGUCUCAAGUAUUUCACUUUGUUUUGUAAUUACUUUUAUAUAUGGUAUUUAUAUUUUAUUA
This is a messenger RNA of Prunus avium (sweet cherry), 2515 nucleotides long. RefSeq names its product transducin family protein / WD-40 repeat family protein. The record is from RefSeq and is a predicted model, not a curated record. Gene Ontology annotation, cellular component: cortical actin cytoskeleton. Gene Ontology annotation, molecular function: actin filament binding. Gene Ontology annotation, biological process: actin filament depolymerization. NCBI's taxonomy places the organism in Eukaryota, Viridiplantae, Streptophyta, Magnoliopsida, Rosales, Rosaceae.